AUGGACCUUGUCUCAUCCUUAGAUUGCCAGAAAUUGGAUGCCCAGUCGGUGGGGUUCGUUGAGGACCGCGGCGCAAAGGAACUUUUCGCGCCAGAUAUCCCCCGCAUCAGCGAUUUGUCAAUUUGUGGCAAUUCGGUUGUCGUCAAUAAGAAAGGUGGCAGAAAGGUCCUUUGCCCACCAGAGAUAGUCCAGUCCCCCUUGACAGCGAUACGUAGCAAAGCUGAAACAAAGGCUGGUCCUGAUGGCACCUACAUUCCUUUCUUCCAGCUCCCUCGUCCUGAUAUUGGUGAAUGCGAGUAUUGUUUAAAGGUGGGUGAGCACAUUUGGCAACAAUGUCCUUACAAGGAUCGUGUCCCAAAGAAUGCAAUUCUUGGCAGUGGUUGUGAUGUAGUUUGUAGGGUAUGUGGUUGGUUCUUUAGAGGGUCCUGUUGUGGCCAAGAUGAAGGACGUGCGAUUCUCAAGAAUUGUGGUAUCUGUUUGACCACAGAAUCAGAAGCCAAAGCCAAGGAAAUCUCACAGAGGCUCCCUCUAAAUUCUAACAUGGAGCAAAGGAAGGGUUUGAGAUUGAUACUGUUUCCAAUGCCCCUUCAAGGCCAUUUAAACCCCAUGCUAGAACUGGCCAACCUUCUUCACCACAAAGGAUUCUCCAUAACCAUCAUCCACACCCAAUUCAACUCUCUCAACCCUUCAACCUAUCCACACUUCACCUUCCACUCAAUCCCUGUUGCCUUAUCUCAAGCUGAGGCCUCCACAAGCGAUAUUUUGGCGUUUAUUUCUCUUCUCAAUGUUAAGUGUUCUGAACCCUUCAGAGAAUGCUUGGCUAGGUUGCUAUCAGAUAAUCAGGAGCCUGUUGCUUGCUUGAUCUCUGACCUUCUGUUUCACUUCACUCAACCUGUUGCUGAGAGCCUUAAGCUCCCAAGGAUUCUAUUAAGGACCUCAGCUGCCUUUUCCUUUGUUGCUUAUGCUGCAUUUCCACUUCUGCUGGAAAGGGGUUACCUCCCCAUACAAGAUUCUCGACUAGAAGAACCAGUUAUAGAGCUUCCACCUCUCAAAGUCAAAGAUCUUCCGGUGCUCAAAACUAUGGACCCAGAAAAAUACUAUGAACUAGUGUCAGGCCUGAAGAAGGAAACUGAGGCCUCAUAUGGGAUCAUUUUCAAUACUUUUGAAGACCUUGAAGGAAGUUCACUGGCCACAAUUCGCCAAGAAUUCAACAUCCCAAUUUUCCCAAUAGGCCCAUUUCACAAGUGCUUCCCUGCAGCCUCUUCUUCUUCUUCAAGUAGCAGCUUAUUAUCACAAGACCAAAGCUGCAUUCCAUGGCUAAACUCCCAAGCACCAAAAUCCGUCAUCUAUGUCAGCUUUGGAAGCAUUGCUGCAAUAAGUGAAGCCCAAUUUUUGGAGAUGGCUUGGGGGCUAGCCAACAGCAACCAACCCUUUUUGUGGGUGAUCCGACCCGGAUUAGUACAUGGGUCGGAAUGGCUUGAACCACUGCCAAGUGGGUUCUUAGAGGCCCUGAAUGGGAGGGCCCACAUUGUGAAAUGGGCUCCACAAAAGGAGGUGCUGGCCCACCCAGCUGUUGGAGUGUUUUGGACUCACAAUGGUUGGAAUUCUACAUUGGAGAGUAUUUGUGAGGGGGUCCCUAUGAUUUGCAUGCCAUGUCUCAGUGAUCAAAUGGCGAAUGCAAGAUGUGUAAGUGAUGUUUGGAAAGUAGGGUUGCAGUUGGAGCAUGGGAUGAAAAGAGAUGAGAUUGAAAGAACAGUUAGGAAAAUAAUGGUGGAGAAAGAAGGGGAAGAGAUUAGAGAGAGAAUCUUCCAGCUAAUGGAGAAGGCAAAUGUUUGCAUCAAACAAGGUGGCUCUUCAUACCAAUCCUUGGAGGGCUUGGUUAAGCACAUUUUGUCAUUAGAAAAAUGA
Messenger RNA from Prunus armeniaca (apricot), 1908 nucleotides. The record is from the annotation of a GenBank genome assembly. NCBI's taxonomy places the organism in Eukaryota, Viridiplantae, Streptophyta, Magnoliopsida, Rosales, Rosaceae.